AUGAAGUUGUAUUGUUACCAUUCACGAAUUCGUAUACUUAAACCUCUCAGCCAAAAACAUGUUCCUUUCGUGUCUGACACCCAAAACAACAUGUUCAUAUCUCUGGUCCCUUUAUUGCUCAUUUUUUCCCAUUUCGCUGCAUCCCAGUCCCAGUUUUUAGUCCCAGAUUUAAAUUACUUACAAAUAAUCCAAAUCUUGCAGUCGGUUUUAGCACAACUACCCAACAACGAAUGCACAAAUCAUUUUUCAAACUUCGUACAAGCACUAAGAACGGGGGAAACAUGGGCCUUAACUAUGCUAGACGCAACUGCCAAACCUCAAGCCGGCAUUCUCCUGGGAAACAUCAUGCACGUGGGAAACUACGACGAGUGUCUAGAAAUAGACCAAAAGGUCAAAACAAACCGAAUUCAAGGUAAAUAUUGUACCGCAUUUUUCGGAGCGCAUCCGAAAUACGGAACCGGACUGAGCAAAUUGUUGGAUGAACUAAUGGGCGAUUUCACCAGGAACGAAGACGAAUACCAACUCACAGAGGACGCCAGACUGUCUUACGGGUGGUGUGUACCUAAGGCAUGCACUGGGGCGAAUUUACAAAAUUUGGCAGAUGUUUUGGAAAAUAUGACCAUGUCUCCGCUGCAUUUCACUUUCGACGACAAGUUCUGCGACGGUGGAGACCCUAGAGAAUUUUCAUCUUGGGCAAUUUUUGCCAUUGUGGUGUUUUCGCUCUUUGCUCUACUUCUUGUUUUUGGUACCAUGUACGACGUCAUGGUGUUCAGAAAAAUUUCAGACUACAACAAGGAACCAAAUUUGCUGAUGGCUUUCUCUGUUCUGGCGAACGGUAAAAAAAUGUUGUCUGUAUCCACAGCAGAAGGAAGUUUAAACUGUUUGAAUGGACUUCGAGUAAUAAGUAUGAUGUGGAUUGUGUUGGCGCAUAGUUUUCAAACUUCGUUUUUCGUUCCGCACGUAAAUGGGAAAGAAUUGAUGACGUGGAAAGAUCGUACCGAGAACUCAUUUAUCGCAGGAAGCUCAAUGGCUGUGGACACUUUCUUUACCAUUAGUGGGUUACUAGUGGUCUAUUUAUACAUGAAAAGUCAAGCCAAAGGUACCAAAUUUUCCCUACCCAUGUUCUACAUACACAGGAUUCUGAGACUAACUCCAUCGCUAGCAAUGGUUGUGCUAUUCUCAGCGACGUUACUCAAACACAUGGGCAGAGGCCCAUUUUGGCCCAUCGUGGACGAAAUGUUCCAGAAGCCGUGCGAAGAAAACUGGUGGUCCACUCUGAUCUAUUUACAAAUUUUUAUCAAUCCAGAUAAUCAAUGCGUAGGACAAGCUUGGUACUUAGCUGUGGACACCCAGAUGUACUUUCUGUCGCCUUUGAUAUUUUUCCCUCUCGUGAAGUGGCCCAAACAAACUAUUGGUGCUAUCAUGACGUACGUGGUUGUCAAUUGUGGCUACGUUUUCGGAAUAACGUGGGUGAAACACCUCGGUACCACUUUUUUGAAUCAAGACGCCACCCAGUAUAAUUAUUUGUACAGUCCGACUCAUGUUAGAGGUACUGUGUACUUAAUCGGGAUGGUUUGUGGGUACUUAGUUUACAAAACUAGAACUAAUCCUCUUAAAUUAACUAAAACAAAAGUAACUACAUUGUGGUUAUUUUCUUUGGUGACACUGGUUGCUGUAGUUCUGGGUCAUUCAUCGAUGAUUUCGGCUCCUGAGUACAACGUUCUGGACUCUUCGUUCUUCAAUUCGUUGACAAGAGUGGGCUGGGCGAUAGCAUUGUCCGUUAUAAUUAUACUAUGUGUCAACGGUUACGGUGGUCUAGUCGAUUCUUUUCUCUCAAACACAAUCUUCAACGUCUUAAUUCGACUAAACUACAGUAUUUACCUUCUUCAUUUGAACGUACUAAUUUCAGUAGCAGCUCAAGGUCGAGCUCCCACGUACUUUGCCAAUCUACUAGGGUUCCACCAGUUUUGGGGUGAUUAUAUGUUUAGCCUUGGCGCUUCAGUGUUAUGGACCUUGGCGUUUGAGUCGCCUGUCAUAACAAUAGAAAGGAUUAUUUUUAACACUAAAAGUUCAAGUAAAGCUACGACUGAUAUAAAAAACACCAAUGGAGACGUAGUCGCUAUACAAAUUGUGAACAAUUUAAAAAAUGACACAAACUUAGCUAAGUCAUAACACUACAAACCCCAAUAAAAAUGUCAACAAUG
Molecule: messenger RNA, 2204 nt
Organism: Zophobas morio
Lineage: Eukaryota; Metazoa; Arthropoda; Insecta; Coleoptera; Tenebrionidae
Product: nose resistant to fluoxetine protein 6-like
Exons: 11
Coding region: 1-2172 (723 amino acids)
Molecular function (GO): acyltransferase activity, transferring groups other than amino-acyl groups
Source: RefSeq, a predicted model, not a curated record